Molecule: messenger RNA, 1905 nt
Organism: Staurois parvus
Lineage: Eukaryota; Metazoa; Chordata; Amphibia; Anura; Ranidae
Source: the annotation of a GenBank genome assembly
AUGCUAGACUGCGGUCUGGACAUGACAUCCACCCUGAACUUCCUUCCUCUACCUCUUGUGCACAGCACACGCCUCGCUAAGCUGCCUGGAUGGGUGUCAAAGGAUGGGAAUACACAACUGGAGAAGGAGCUGAAGGAGUGUUCUGGCCGGGUGUUUGUGGAUUCCGUACCGGAAUUUUGUCUACCAGAGACGCAGCUCAUAGAUCUGUCUACUGUAGAUGUGAUCCUAAUCUCUAACUAUCAUUGUAUGAUGGCACUGCCAUACAUCACCGAGCACACGGGAUUCACCGGCACCGUCUACGCCACCGAGCCCACUGUGCAGAUCGGCAGACUCCUCAUGGAAGAACUAGUUAAUUUCAUUGAGCGCGUUCCGAAGGCACAGUCUGCCACCAAGUGGAAACAGAAGGAGGAUCAAAGACAGCUGCCGGCCCCUCUCAAGGAUGCUGUAGACAUCUUCACCUGGAGAAAGUGUUACACAAUGCAGGAGGUGAACUCGGCUCUCAGUAAAAUCCAGCUGGUCGGAUAUUCACAGAAAAUAGAACUGUUUGGCGUGGUGCUGGUGACACCGCUGAGUUCUGGUUAUGCCCUUGGAAGCUCUAACUGGAUCAUCCAGUCUCAUUAUGAGAAGGUGUCAUACAUGUCUGGUUCCUCUCUUUUGACAACUCACCCGCAGCCGAUGGAUCAAGCCGCUCUUAAGAAUAGUGACAUUCUGAUUGUGACCGGUCUCACCCAGAUUCCUACGGCCAAUCCAGAUGGCAUGGUGGGCGAGUUCUGCAGCAAUCUCGCAAUGACCAUACGUAAUGGUGGCAAUGUGCUGGUGCCGUGUUACCCCUCUGGUGUUAUCUAUGACCUGCUGGAAUGUUUGUAUCAGUACAUCGAUUCUGCGGGCCUUUCCAACGUCCCUUUGUACUUCAUCUCCCCAGUGGCCAACAGUUCCCUAGAGUUCUCACAGAUCUUUGCAGAGUGGCUGUGUCACAACAAACAGACCAAAGUCUACCUACCUGAGCCACCUUUUCCUCAUGCUGAGCUAAUCCAGACUAACAAGCUGAAACAUUACCCCAGCAUUCACGGAGACUUCAGCAAUGACUUCAAGCAGCCGUGUGUAGUGUUCACCGGGCACCCCACCCUGCGAUUUGGAGAUGUGGUGCACUUCAUGGAGCUCUGGGGGAAGUCCAGCCUGAACACCAUCAUAUUUACUGAGCCAGACUUUUCCUACCUGGAUGCCUUGGCCCCAUACCAGCCGCUGGCCAUGAAGUGCGUUUAUUGUCCAAUUGACACCAGACUUAACUUCAUCCAGGUGACAAAACUGCUGAAAGAAGUUCAGCCUCUGCAUGUAGUAUGUCCCGAGCAGUACACUCAGCCACCAGCUGCCCAGUCCCAUCGCUCUGACCUCAUGAUAGACUGCCAGCCUCCCCCCAUGUCAUACCGCCGUGCUGAGGUGCUCGCCCUCCCCUUCAAGAGGCGCUAUGAGAAGAUCGAGGUCAUGCCAGAGUUGGCUGAAUCUCUGGUGCCGAUGGAAAUUAAACCUGGCGUCUCCUUAGCUACUGUGUCUGCCGUUCUGUAUACAAAAUAUAACAAACACAUCCUGCAGCCUCCUCCGAAGACAGCACCGCCUCCGUCAGGGAAGAAGAGAAAGCGAGCCGCAGAGGAGAGUCCAGAGAGCCUGCCAUUCAAAGCUCUGUUGAGUGGCACCAUUCCCGUGGAGCAAUUUGUACAGACCCUGGAGAAGCACGGGUUCAGCGAUGUGAAGAUAGAGGACACUGCGAAGGGUCACAUCGUCCACUUACAAGAGGCCGAUACUCUCAUCCAGUUCGAGGAAGACUCCACCCAUAUCAUCUGCGAGCACGACGAACGACUCCGGGUUCGUCUUAGGGACAUGGUACUGAAAUUCUUGCAGAAAUUUUAG